GGUUGUUUCAUGUCUGCUGUCGUUUUUGAAAUUUUUUUGCCCUAGCCAACACUCUUAAAACUAACCGCUAUUUCUGUAACUUCUGUGAGCGACCGGCUAGAGGGAAAGCACAAAGGAGAGGCACGGCGAAAUCAGGUCAAGCUCAGUCCUACUUCAAAAGCCUAUCUUUCGAGCUUCACCUCUCCAAUCGCCAGAGAAAAUGAGGAAGAAGGUUGACGACCGUAUCAGAACUCUGAUCGAAAAUGGCGUUAAGACCAGACAUCGAUCGAUGUUCGUUAUCGUCGGCGACAAAUCUCGCGACCAGAUAGUUAAUCUCCACUACAUGCUAAGUAAGGCCGUCGUUAGAUCUCGUCCAACUGUUUUGUGGUGCUACAAGGAUAAACUAGAGCUUAGCAGUCACAAGAAAAAGCGUGCAAAGCAGAUUAAAAAGUUAAUGCAGAGGGGACUUUUGGAUCCUGAGAAGGUCGAUCCAUUUUCACUUUUUGUUGAAAGUGGAGGGCUAACUUAUUGCUUGUACAAAGAUUCAGAAAGAAUUCUUGGGAAUACCUUUGGCAUGUGUAUUCUGCAGGAUUUUGAAGCCUUGACACCAAAUCUUCUUGCACGGAUGAUAGAAACAGUGGAGGGAGGUGGGCUAGUUGUAUUGUUGGUUCGGUCUCUCUCCUCACUCACCAGUCUGUACACAAUGGUUAUGGAUGUUCAUGAGAGAUUUCGGACAGAAUCUCACUCUGAGGCAGCUGGGCGCUUUAAUGAGCGUUUCUUAUUAUCCCUUGCCUCAUGCAAAGCAUGUGCGGUUAUGGAUGAUGAACUAAACAUUUUACCAAUUUCAUCACAUAUAAGGUCAAUUACACCUGUUCCUGUUAUAGAGGACUCUGAGGGGCUUUCAGAAACACAGAGGGACUUGAAGAAUCUAAAGGAGCAACUUAGUGAUGAUUUUCCUGUUGGGCCUUUGAUAAGGAAGUGUUGUACAUUGGAUCAGGGAAAAGCUGUGAUAACAUUCCUUGAUUCAAUUCUGGACAAGGCACUUCGAAGCACGGUUGCUUUGCUUGCUGCACGUGGUCGCGGGAAAUCAGCUGCUCUUGGUUUGGCAAUUGCUGGAGCUAUUGCAGCAGGGUAUUCAAAUAUUUUUGUAACUGCACCUAGCCCUGAGAACUUGAAAACUUUGUUUGAUUUUGUCUGCAAGGGAUUUGAUGCUCUUGAAUAUAAGGAGCAUAUAGAUUAUGAUGUUGUGAAAAGUGCCAAUCCUGAGUUCAAGAAGGCAACUGUACGGAUUAAUAUCUACAAGCAGCACAGGCAAACAAUUCAGUAUAUACAACCACAAGAACAUGAAAAGCUUUCCCAGGUUGAACUGUUGGUUGUUGAUGAAGCAGCAGCUAUUCCAUUGCCAGUUGUGAAGUCCUUAUUGGGUCCAUAUCUUGUCUUCCUUUCAUCUACUGUGAACGGUUAUGAAGGUACUGGUCGCUCUUUAUCAUUAAAGCUUCUGCAACAAUUGGAAGAGCAGAGUCAGAUGGGUACCAAGAGCAUGGAUGGUUCUCUUUCGGGUAGGGUUUUCAAGAAGGUCGAGUUAAGUGAAUCUAUAAGAUAUGCUUCUGGUGAUCCAAUUGAAUCCUGGCUUAACGGCUUACUUUGCUUGGAUGUCACAAGUUCCAUUCCCAAUAUCAGUAGGUUACCUCCUCCAAGUGAGUGUGAUCUUUACUAUGUUAAUCGGGAUACACUUUUUUCCUAUCACAAAGACAGUGAGUUAUUUUUACAGCGAAUGAUGGCUCUUUAUGUUGCUUCUCACUAUAAAAAUUCUCCAAAUGAUCUGCAAUUAAUGGCUGAUGCUCCUGCACACCACUUGUUUGUGCUACUUGGUCCUGUUGAUGAGUCAAAAAAUCAUCUUCCUGAUAUUUUGUGUGUCAUUCAGGUUUGCCUUGAAGGACAAAUUUCUCGUAAUUCUGCCCUGAGAAGUCUAAGUGAUGGACAUCAACCCUUUGGAGAUCAAAUUCCAUGGAAAUUUUGUGAACAGUUCCAGGAUACAGUUUUCCCAAGUCUUUCAGGUGCUCGAAUUGUACGUAUUGCAGUCCACCCAAGUGCCAUGAGGCUUGGAUAUGGUUCAACCGCAGUGGAGCUCUUAACAAGGUACUAUGAAGGAGAGCUGACUCCAAUAUCUGAAGCAGAUCCUGAUAAAGUGGUUGAGAAAACCAAUGUCAGAGUUACAGAAGCUGCAGAGAAGGUUUCACUAUUAGAAGAAAAUAUAAAGCCAAGAUCAAACCUUCCACAUCUACUUGUGCAUCUUCAUGAACGACCACCAGAAAAACUCCAUUACAUUGGUGUCUCUUUUGGGCUGACCCAGGAUCUUUUCCGUUUUUGGAGAAAACAUAAGUUUGCUCCAUUCUACAUUGGACAAAUUCCAAAUACUGUGACUGGUGAGCAUACAUGCAUGACCCUGAAGCCAUUGAAUAAUGAUGACAUUGAAGCCAGUGGGUCUGAUCAAUGGGGAUUUUUUUCACCAUUUUAUCAAGAUUUCAGGCGAAGAUUCACCAGACUGCUUGGUUCUAGUUUUCGAGCUAUGGAGUAUAAGCUUGCUAUGAGUGUUUUAGAUCCAAAGAUCAAUUUCACAGAGCAGGAGCCUAUGCCAUUUACCUCAAAUGGAUUUUCAAGGUCUCUGAAUGAUAUUUUGUCACCAUAUGAUAUGAAACGACUAGAGGCUUAUACCAACAAUCUCGCAGAUUUUCAUAUGAUUCUAGACCUUGUACCGAUCCUUACUUAUCAGUAUUUCCAAGAGAAGCUUCCAGUUACUUUGUCAUAUGCUCAGGCUUCUGUUCUACUCUGCAUGGGCUUGCAGUGCCAAACUGUCACAUAUAUUGAGGGAGCAAUGAAGUUAGAAAGGCAACAAAUAUUAUCACUGUUUAUAAAAGUUAUGAAAAAGUUCCACAAGUAUCUCUUCAGUAUUGCAUCUGAGGAGAUCCAUGCAAACCUACCUCGAAUAAAAGAAGUUGUGAUGGAACCUCACAGUGUAUCCGUUGAUGAUGAUCUGAAUGAUGCAGCAAAACAAGUCAAGGACAAGAUGAAAGCCGAAACAGAGGAUUUGUUGAAUCCAGAAUUUUUGCAGCAGUAUGCCAUUGUGGACAGAGAAGAUGAUUUUGAGAAUGCUCUGCAAAAUGGAGCAGGGAAGAUAUCUUCAAGUGGUCUCAUUAGUGUGAAGUCCAGUAAGAAUAAGGUUGGGAAACAUGGAAAACUUUCAGAAAAUAAUAAGGAUACCAAAAAAAGAGGAAAGGGUGAUGGUGGAUUCAAAUCGAAUAAAAAGAAGAAAUCAUGAACACCUGUCAGACAUUCUGCUGCCCGAAGACAAAUGAUCCAGAAGUUACGGUUGCAUUCAUGGCAUAACAUAUAGUAUUUUUAGUAAGAACAAUUAAUGCCAGAGCCAGAGGUAAAUACCAAAAAAAUGUCGCGAGGGAAACUAGUGGUUGCUGAGGGGCAAUGUUUAGGCUAUUAUUAUUAAAUUAGUUAACUAUAACAGAGCCCAGUUUUGGUGCUAGGGUACUCUGCCAUUAUGUUUUGCCCCCGUCUUUGUUGAUAGUCCACAUUCACAUCAAUGUAAUUUUCCUUUUUAAUUUAUUUGAUGUAUUAAAUCCCCUGUUUUUGUUUUUUUUUUUUUCCAAAAAACUUUGCUACUCAAAAGUCUCAAAUGGGUUAUAUUUUAUUAUUUUCUACCA
Messenger RNA from Nelumbo nucifera (sacred lotus), 3695 nucleotides. Its product is annotated as RNA cytidine acetyltransferase 2-like. Gene Ontology annotation, molecular function: 18S rRNA cytidine N-acetyltransferase activity; ATP binding; tRNA binding. The record is from RefSeq and is a predicted model, not a curated record. NCBI's taxonomy places the organism in Eukaryota, Viridiplantae, Streptophyta, Magnoliopsida, Proteales, Nelumbonaceae. Gene Ontology annotation, cellular component: nucleolus; 90S preribosome. Gene Ontology annotation, biological process: rRNA acetylation involved in maturation of SSU-rRNA.